UUAUUCGUGUACCUACCAAAUGACUUCGAAAUUCUGUUGUGAUUUUACCGAAGCUUUUUCCGUUCAGUGGUAGCCAAGGCAUGUAGCCAAUGCACAGAGUUACGUCCCUUUGAGAAAUCUUCUGCAGAAGAGAAAUAUAAAUGUCAAUGUUUGAAAAUGGAGGACAUGACGGAGAUUCCAGAUGGCAGUCGACGUAAACUUCCACCGAUUUCCCCAAGAUCUAAGCCAACAGGUGUCAGUACUACAGGUGAUAAGCCAAUUAAGAAAAAGAAAAAACGGACUGGGGAAGAAAAUGGAUUGUCAGUUGAAGGAACAAGUGACAAACCUGUAAAGCGUCUAGGUCGGAGAGAGUCGGCUAAUGACGAUGGAUCAGAUGUUGCCAAAGAUACCAUUGAGGCAUCAGAAAAUACUGUUCGUAAACCAAAGCGGGCAAAGCGGAAACCAGCUGUUGAGUCUGAUGCCGGCGAACAAGCACCGGAGCCAGAGGAAACUCCAAAGUCUGAGAAAAAACCGCGAAGGAAACGAACUGCCGGAUCAAAACAGGAUGUUAGUAGUAGUAAAACAAGCCUGCUGUCUAAAGAUGAGGAGGGAACAACUUCAUCUUCCAAGACCAAAGUCAAAAAGAAGAAAAAGAAAGUGCAGAAGGUACCUGAUGAGGGGGAUUACACAGACAGUGGGUUAGCUGCAGAACUGACAAGUAUAGAGGAUGAUGUGUUAGCCCUGGACGAGACUCUGCGACAUGAAGAGACAGCCGUGCAACAUCCUGUGGCAGCAGCUACUCUUAAGAGUCAGCCUACCAGCAAGAUCUUUGUCGAGACAAACAGUGGGUUUAAAGGCCAGAAUAAGGCGAUUCUUGCGAGAAGAAUCGCUGAAGAGAAGACUAGGCCAGUAGAGAUGGAGGAGCCAACAAGGAGCACCUCCAUUGAAUUUGCACUGAAGACACAUCGCAUUUUGAAGACAUUUUUCUUGUUUUGUCAUGGCAUCACAGCUGGACUGGCCUUGUGGCAUAUUGUGAUUGUGUAUGUUUUAAGCCAUCACCCUCGAGAGGACUUCCUGGUCCACUACCAACCUCUUGCCUUACCAGUCCAGUGUCUUUUCUACAUUCUCUUAGUGUGCUGUACUAUAUCAGCAUUUGACAGGCACGACAUCAGCUACCCAACAAGGAAGUUUUUACGCCAGGCCUUCACACUCCAGUCUGGAGCUGUGUCUGUCCCCAUCUACUUUGUAGCACUGGUGUUCAGUGUUGCCAUAGCAGCAGAGGCAGAUCGUAUCAAUUUGUACUACACCUCACCAGAGUUGUGGAAAAAUGAUCAGUUGUCUGAUCAUGAGCUGAAUGUAUGGAAGAGUCUGAACACAGUUCGUGGAGUGCUGAUUAUCCUGGGCUGGUUUGUGCUCUCUCUGACUCCCAAUACUGACCGACUCUCAAAGAACCUGGGCGCCAGUGGAGAUUUCCUUGGCACUAACGUAGAGAUGUUGUCUGUCAACAAGAACAGCAUAGUGCCAUGAAAUUGUCAUUAAAGAAGUAAAACAUUGCUCUGUGUAUUUGUCACUUUCCAAGAAAGAAUGUGUGCAUGCAUACUGAUGUGAUUGUUAUCAUAUUAGACUAUUUACUAUAGUGAUGCCGUGAUUAAGAUCAAGUAUAUUCAUGUAUCUGAUGAAGCAUUGUGAUAUGUCGUUUUUUUUGUUGUACAAAGUAAUCACUGUAUACAAACAUCUACAGUACAUAUUUCUUCAUUUUAUUAUUUUUUUAUUUAUUAACUUUUCUGUUGUGCUGUAAUGUGUUCAUCACAGUCCCUCCAGAUAAUGUUCAAUCCUGUCUCUCUUAAUAAACUAAAACAGGCCUGACUGUCUUUGUCAAAGGCUUGAGAUGUUACAAUAUAUAAUUGGUGCAGUGUAUCAGAAUAGCAUGACAUCCAAUUUAUCCAUACUGUUCAGUAAUUAUGUUGUUUGAUAACAACGAGAGAAGAGUAUUAUAUUGUGUGAAUCUGACUGGUGGCCAUGUUCUUCUGGUUUUUAGAAUUUUCCUUGUUAUACCUGAUAUGUUACAUUGUGCAAGAUCGUACAAGACUACUUGUAUCAUGCCCCAGUGUCUGACAGGUAUUGCUGGUCAUUUUAGACAGAUACAUAUUAAUACAAGUAUGUUCAAAUUAUUUGCCAAAUAUUUUAUUAUGUCUUUUUAUUGGUAUUUUAUAGAAUUUGUAAACUAUAUUGAUUUAUUUAUUUUAUUUGAUUAGUGGUUUACGACGUACUCGAGAACAUGUCACUUACAGUCUUCAUUAUGGUGGGUGGGAACGAGGCAGAGCACAGGGAAAACCCAUGACCAUCCGCAAGUUGGUGUCAGUCCAUCUUUCGCACAAAGAGAGAGGGAGCCCGAAUCAGUUGGAUUUAACAAUGUAAAAUAAAUUCUAAGAUAUUUCCUUAUGCAUAAUCUGCCAGUCAUUACUUCUGUGAUUCAUAUUAAUUAUAUGAAAGACAUGCUUUUGGAAACGAUCUUAUUGAUGUCAUUAUUUCAUGAAUAUAUCACAUGUACAGCAGGUGCGAUUUUAAUAAAACCCAGCACAUGGGUUUAAAGUGUGUAAUAUUAUACCUACACCUGCUUAGGCUUUGCCUUUUGAUCGUCAUUAAAAAAAAUAAAAAAUGUAUCUAAUGAAGUGGAAAUCACCUGGAAGACAACGUAGAUCAAUCAUGACACAAGGGUGCAUGCUGACGUGUCCUUCCAUUGCUGGGUCACUACAGGAGACCAGUAGCGUCACUGCCGCCACACUGUGCUGUCAGGUUAGCAGUGAAUCUGCCAGUCUCAGUGGCGGUCAGAUCGUUUUUAGUGACUACAGGUGCCCUCACUGAUCUUCGAAUCCAGAAUUCGCUAUGAUGUUCCAAUGAGGUAUAGUGGAUUUACAUGUAGCACGAAGAAAAAUUUGUCAAAAUCGUAGUACCUGACUUGAUUUAAUGAAGAUGCCGAUUAACCUAAAUGACGUUCAUGAAUAUAAGGGCCAUCAUCGUCGGUUCGACUAACACUUUAUAGGCCUGCUAUUGACUUAUGCCGGAAUAUUUACCGAAGACAUGCAGAUCAUCUUGCAGCAUCCAGUGGUGAAAACGGUUAGAAUAUAGCUUAUACUGUAUAGGGCCUAUCUGUUUUCUUCACAAAUUAUCAAUAACAUUUGCAAAUAAUUGAAACUGUUAAAUGGUAUGAAGUAUGAUAUUUUCCAAAAUCGCAGGUGGAGUGCCUUGCAUGGACACACGAGGAUUGUUUUAUAUGAUAAUGUAUACACCUAUUUGAAAAACAGGAGGAGAUCUGAACGUUUUACUCCAUGAUGUCAUUGUCUUAGAAGAUAAUUAGAUAAAUCCUAAUUACUGGUGGCUUUGUAUAUGUUGGUAAUAUUUUAUAUAUGAUAAGGAUUCUUUUGAGCUCUUUAUUGGUGUUGUAUAUUUAGCAUAAAGAAGGAUAUGGUUGAAAACAAAUUUACAGAUUUCUGACAUCAGGAGAGCCUUAAUGGCACAUGAGCAUCACAUGAUCGUCAUGAUGUAUGCCUAUAUAUAUAAACCUGCUAGGCAUAUGGAAGAAAAUUAUAAAAUGUGAGAAACAUACCUCUAUAUUAUAAGCCGUCUAAUGGCAGGAGAAGGUCGUAGGAUGUUGUAAAAUAACGUGUUUUGUUUGGAUUAAAGAGAUCGAGUCUGUAGAGC
Molecule: messenger RNA, 3681 nt
Organism: Liolophura sinensis
Lineage: Eukaryota; Metazoa; Mollusca; Polyplacophora; Chitonida; Chitonidae
Product: transmembrane protein 237-like
Exons: 5
Coding region: 157-1506 (449 amino acids)
Biological process (GO): cilium assembly
Cellular component (GO): ciliary transition zone
Source: RefSeq, a predicted model, not a curated record